AUGUAUGGAAACCCAUGCCAGGGCUGCAAAUGUUUCGGUUCGCAGGCGACGACGCCCUGCGCGCCAAAACCUACGCAGGCAGCAGCUGCGCCCGAGUUCGAUCAUAGAUUCGUGGACCCGCUUAAGAAGGCUGGUAGUUCUGAUGGGUACGAUUUCGAAAGGCUGGAUGACCUGAGCAACCUGCUCAAGGUUGUAGACUCGUCUGUCCCCUCGAUUAGUGAUGCGACGCCCGUAAAAAUGCUGCUGGUACCUCCACAGGCGAUAGAAGAACUGACCGAGCGGGCUUUUGUUGAAAUCAUGCAUUUUCUCAGAUCAGAGCAUCUAAAGCAACUGCGGGGAAUCCUGGAUGAUGCAGAGGCCAGCAAUAACGAUAGAUUCGUUGCAAUGCAGCUCCUCAAAAACGCCUGCGUCGCAUCUGGAGGGGUACUGCCUGGCUGCCAGGACACUGGGACCGCAAUUGUUAUCGGCAAACGUGGCAACCGUGUUUUCACCGAGGGCGACGAAGCUGCCAUCGCAAAAGGUGUCUACAACGCCUAUGUGCAGCGGAAAUUCAGGUACAGCCAAAUGUCGCCGCUGACCAUGUUUGAGGAAGUUAGCACAAAAUGCAACUUGCCCGCACAAAUCGAAUUAUACGCCAAAGAAGGGAGCUCGUACAAUUUUCUAUUCAUAGCCAAGGGUGGUGGAUCAGCGAACAAGACGUUCUUGUACCAGCAAACAAAGGCGGUGCUGAAUCCGGACGUGCUCCUAAAUUUUUUGAUGGAUCAGAUAAAAACCAUCGGAACCUCGGCAUGCCCACCAUAUCAUCUCGCUGUCGUCAUCGGAGGGCUGUCAGCAGAAAUGACGCUGAAGACAGUGAAGCUCGCCAGCUGCAAGUACUUGGAUGGCCUGCCCACAGAGGGGGGCAACUUCGGCGAGGCCUUCCGCGACGUCAAGCUGGAAAACGACAUUCUAAACAUGACAAGAACCCUUGGAAUAGGUGCACAAUUCGGUGGCAAGUACUUCUGCCAUGACGUCAGGGUCGUACGGCUGCCGCGACAUGGAGCGUCGUGCCCAAUCGGAAUUGGAGUGUCGUGCUCCGCGGAUAGGCAAAUCAUGGCAAAAAUUGAUGCUUCGGGUGUCUACCUGGAAAAACUGGAGCAUGACCCAGCACGGUUCCUGCCUACCAUAGACGAAGCCGACGGUGCGGAGGAGGUCAACGUGGAUCUUGAUGCAGGCAUGGAUAAGGUGCUCGAGCAGAUCAGGAAGUACCCAACGAAGCAGAGGUUGCUGUUGCACGGAACCAUGAUAGUGGCCAGGGACAUUGCACAUGCCAGGCUCAGCCAGAUACUGAAGGAAACGGGAGACUUGCCAGAUUACGCCAAACAGUACCCCAUAUACUAUGCAGGACCGGCUAAAAGGCCUGACGGAUUAGUAAGCGGUUCGUUUGGACCCACAACUGCGGGGAGAAUGGACAGUUACGCUGCGUUAUUCAUGGAGAAGCAAGCGUCACUCAUAACACUGGCCAAAGGGAACCGGUCACGUGCGUUCGCGAACGCCUGCAAAAAGUACGGAGGAGUCUACCUGGGAUCGGUAGGAGGGCCCGCUGCGCUCAUAGCGAAAGAUUGCAUUACGAGCGUUGAGGUAAUCGACUUCCCUGAGCUCGGCAUGGAAGCCGUGCACAAAAUCACUGUCAAAAACUUCCCAGCCUUCGUAGUCGUCGACGCGCAAGGAAACGACUUCUACAAAGAGUGGUGUGGAUGA
This is a messenger RNA of Babesia ovata, 1740 nucleotides long. RefSeq names its product fumarate hydratase. Gene Ontology annotation, molecular function: fumarate hydratase activity. NCBI's taxonomy places the organism in Eukaryota, Apicomplexa, Aconoidasida, Piroplasmida, Babesiidae. The record is from RefSeq and is a predicted model, not a curated record. Gene Ontology annotation, biological process: generation of precursor metabolites and energy. The transcript is spliced from 6 exons. Bases 1 to 1740 code for a protein of 579 amino acids.